Molecule: messenger RNA, 3626 nt
Organism: Psammomys obesus (fat sand rat)
Lineage: Eukaryota; Metazoa; Chordata; Mammalia; Rodentia; Muridae
Gene: Fbxl16
Product: F-box and leucine rich repeat protein 16
Exons: 7
Coding region: 313-1896 (527 amino acids)
Biological process (GO): SCF-dependent proteasomal ubiquitin-dependent protein catabolic process
Cellular component (GO): SCF ubiquitin ligase complex
Molecular function (GO): protein binding
Source: RefSeq, a predicted model, not a curated record
AGCGCGGAGGAGGAGCGCGGGGAGGAGGGUAAGGGGAGGGAGGAGGCGCCCGUCGGGCUCCCUGCAAAGCGGCCUUAUUUAUCUGGGCACAGCCUCAGCCUCCCCGGUGGGAGGCUCAGGGCGGCAGAUCCUCUCCCACCGGGGAGCUCCGCUCCGGACCCUGCCAAGAGGGCCCUGGCGCGGGGCACAGGGCGCCGGGCGCGGGGCGCAGUCGGGCCCUGCUAGCCAGUCCAGCACCUCGGCCGCCUCCGCGCUGGGCGGCUCGGGUGCUGGGCUCCCCAUGACGCGAGGUCGCCCGGCGGACAGCGUGGCAUGAGCCAGAAGCCCUGGCCGAGAGGUGGGACACUGGCACAGCUUGCCUGUGCGGUGGAAGAAGCAAUCGAGGAGAUAGUGCUGCAAAAUAAAGAACGUGCAAGGAAAAUGUCGAGCCCCGGUAUCGAUGGUGACCCCAAGCCUCCAUGCUUGCCUCGAAAUGGUCUGGUGAAGCUGCCUGGCCAGCCCAAUGGCCUGGGUGCAGCCAGCAUCACCAAGGGCACACCUGCUGCCAAGAACCGCCCUUGCCAGCCACCACCCCCACCCACCCUUCCACCUCCCAGCCUGGCUACGCCACUGUCCCGGGUUGCUCUGGCAGGGGGGCCAUGCCCCCCAGCCAGUGGACCAGUGUCAGGCCCAGUGCCUGGACCCCCAGUGGAGCGGCCACCGCUGGCCACAGAUGAGAAGAUCCUUAAUGGGCUCUUCUGGUAUUUCUCAGCAUGUGAGAAAUGCAUACUAGCCCAGGUGUGCAAGGCUUGGCGGCGUGUGCUGUAUCAGCCCAAGUUCUGGGCAGGCCUCACGCCUGUGCUGCAUGCCAAGGAGCUGUACAACGUGCUGCCUGGAGGCGAGAAGGAGUUUGUGAACCUGCAGGGCUUUGCUGCUAGAGGCUUUGAGGGAUUCUGCCUAGUUGGUGUCUCUGACUUAGACAUCUGCGAGUUCAUCGACAACUAUGCGCUUUCUAAGAAGGGAGUCAAGGCCAUGAGUCUCAAGCGCUCCACCAUCACUGACGCUGGCCUAGAGGUGAUGUUGGAGCAGAUGCAGGGAGUGGUGCGCCUGGAGCUGUCAGGCUGUAACGAUUUCACUGAAGCUGGCCUGUGGUCCAGCCUCAGCGCACGGAUCACCUCGCUGAGCGUCAGCGACUGCAUCAACGUGGCGGACGAUGCCAUUGCUGCCAUCUCACAACUCCUACCCAACCUGGCAGAGCUAAGCCUUCAGGCCUACCACGUGACUGACACGGCACUGGCCUACUUCACAGCUCGCCAGGGCCACAGCACCCACACUCUGCGCCUGCUUUCCUGCUGGGAGAUAACCAACCAUGGGGUGGUCAACGUGGUGCACAGCCUGCCCAACCUCACGUCACUCAGCCUCUCAGGCUGCUCUAAGGUCACUGACGAUGGCGUGGAGCUUGUAGCUGAGAACCUGCGCAAGUUGCGCAGCCUCGACCUUUCCUGGUGCCCUCGGAUCACCGACAUGGCACUGGAGUACGUGGCCUGCGACUUGCACCGUCUGGAGGAGCUCGUGCUGGACAGGUGUGUACGCAUCACGGACACUGGCCUCAGCUAUCUGUCCACCAUGUCGUCCCUCCGCAGCCUCUACCUGCGAUGGUGCUGCCAGGUACCUCCGUGGCCCCGGGGAUCUGGAACUAAAGAGAGCGGUGCAGGACUUCGGGUUGAAGCACCUCUUAGCCAUGAGGAGUUUGCGACUCUUGUCUCUAGCAGGCUGCCCGCUCCUGACCACCACAGGGCUAUCGGGCCUCGUGCAGCUGCAAGAGCUGGAGGAGUUGGAGCUGACCAACUGCCCUGGAGCCACACCCGAGCUCUUCAAGUACUUCUCGCAGCACCUGCCGCGCUGCCUCGUCAUUGAAUAGCGCAGGCUUUUCAACCCGGCCGCGGGAACCGGCCACGCCCUGGGCAGUAGCCCCUCUUCCAUCCCUGCGGGAGCAACACUUCUCCGCCCUGCGCUGGAGGCGGGGCAAGCUGAGGGAAACCCCGCCCCGUGCAUCCCUUGCACCUCUGCUCCACUGCUCCAUCCCCCGCCUGGGGCAAGAGGCAGAGGGGUCAGCCCCACGCACGCACGCACACUCGGGGACUUUGUGCAUGCCCCUCGUGCCCGCACUGCACGCCCGCCCUCCACCAUGCCACAGCCGCCGCCAUCACUCGCCCGCCUUCUGGGGGUCUAGGUCCUUUGGGGGAUGCUUUGAGUACAGACGCCCUCACUGCCUUCCCCACUUCAUUCUGCUCUCUGCCUCCCCCUGCUGUCCCCCCAUCCCGGGCAGGGCCCGAGGGGAUGGAGGGAUUAGUCCCUCUGGACUCAGGGGCCUGGAAAAGCCCCAAGGGCCUCCAACAUCUUCCACUGCACCACGCCUGGCGCCCUCCAAGGGGUAUGAGGUGUCACAGGCCACUGCCAAAGCCAUGGCCCCCUGAGGAGCCCAAUUUCCCCAUGCCUACCUGACCCUAUGGCUUCUCUUCUUCCUUGUUGCCAUAUGGGUCACUUCUUGUCCUCUGUGCACCGCCCCCCACCCCACCCCAAUCCUCUUCUUUCCCCUUGGUCUACAGAUCUUUGGGCCCUGGCCAGGAUGGGACAGAUUUAGGAAGAUACGAUACAGACCUUGUAAUAAUCAACAUUAGCUUAAAGCGGUGCCCAUCCCCCCAGAAUAGGCACCUGACAGACCCGAAUCUGGAGCCACCCACAGGGCUGUCAGGCCUUGGGAGCAGCCCAUCCAUUCUAGCCCGUCCCCUAGCUGAGCUCAGGCCUCUCAGCACUGUGCUUCACCCUGGAUAGGUCUCCUCAGGUGGACUCUGCAGAGGGCCUGGCCAAAGGUCAGGGUCAGCUCUGACCAGCGGUUCUGAUCUUCCAGUGUCCAGCACACCCUUUAUACCCUAAGGAAGGAGGGCGCCUUUCUGGUCCUCCUUUACCUCUCCCAGCCUCCAAAACCAUUGCCUGCCCAAAUGGGCUGUGACCAUGUUUUGUCAGACCCCAAGACAUUUGGAAGUCCUGGGGGACACUGGCAUAUACGUGGCAGUGCUGAGGACAGAAUUGGGAGCCCCUUCUCUCCCAACCGUGAAAGCCCAGGAGACACAGCACCCCACAACCAAUCUUGGGACACCCCUAUCUGGUUGGAAGAGAGUAACUAAUUCCCAGAGAGCCAGAGGGAGAGAGAGAGAGAGAGAGAGAGGAAGAGAGAGAGAGAGAGAGAGAGAGAUGCUGUUGACAAAAAGUUAAGAGUUCAACAGCCCAAAGAGUUCCUUGCCCCUGAAGUGUUGGCCGGGGAGGCUCCAGGCUGAAGUGGUCAGGAGCCAGAUUUUUCAGCCCCUCUUCCCACAAUCCCCCAACAGGGAGGGGGAAGCUGUCCAUUUGCCCAAAGUAUUAAUGCAACUGAAGCUGUGAUAUUUGCAAUGACUAUAGGAGGAAAAUUUAAGGGGAGAGAGGGACACAAACAAAACCAACCAACCCCUAAAAUCAUUUUCUUAUUGUACAUAACGACCUCAUUCUCCUGUAUAUGCGGAAGAUAUAACCUUAUAUUUGGUAAGUGUUUCUUGUGCUAUUUUAUCACGUGACCUGUUUAUAAAAAUAUAUAUUAAAAAGUUGUACAA